AGGUAUUGAGAAGAAAGAGAGUGGAUGAAACAAGAGUAGCUUUCUAUGCAGUGUCAUCCUGAGCUGUGCAGUUGCUAGAAAUCUGGAAAAAAAAAUGUCAAAAAAACUCUCAUCUGGCAAGACCUCACUGAAAGCUCCAAAAACCUCAGCAAAGAAACAGAAAGGUGGAAAAAAAUCUAAGGACUCUUCUAAACGAAAACAAACACAGCUUGGUAAAAAAGAUGAAGUUGAUCUUUCUGCGGCUCAUAUAGGCCACCCAGAAAUCUUUCCUUUAGCUUUCACUACAGAGACCCAGGAAAUUUUUAAUUGCCGAGUUGAAGAAGAUGUCACAGAAGAAAAUUGUUUCAAACUCAUUAAAAAAGAUGACAUCAUUCAGGACCUGAAAACAAGAGAUGCAGUUUCUGAUUUUCACCCUGUCAAAAAAGUUGUCCUAGAAUAUCCAGAGGAAGAACUUUUGGUAGUUUUUGAUGCAAAGUUCCAGUAUGGACAGAAUUUUUACCUUGUUGCUUCUGAGGAAGCCAAGGAAAACCUUCUGAAGCCUCCAGAAACUGCACAAGAAGAAGAGAAAGAAGAAGAAAACAGAGAGGAAGAUCUGGAAGUCCAGCCUUACAAACCUCCUGUCCCCAAACCUUGGGUUUCUCUUGGCAGCGAAAAGGAAGUUGAAGAAGAAUCUGUUAAAGACAGAGUUACAAAGAUUAAGUACAUGAUUUCUCGAGUGCGCAGAAAGUUUGGCACACCCAUCACAUUUACUGACCGCAAUGCUUCACACGUCAAAGACGGUUACGUUGAAUGCACGCCCUAUGAGGACAAAGCUUUCAGUAUUAACAUGCUUGAAAAAGAUGUGGGCUUACAAACAGUUCCAAAAGUAAAAGAAGUUGCCACUCAGACAAAAUGGACCUAUCCAAAAAAUGCAGCCACACAGUAUUUUCCUAGACAGUUGUCAAAUGAAGAGAAAGAGGAGAGACUGUCAUCUAAAAAGCUGAAAGAAUUUCUUACAUCAGUUCAUUUAAGAAUGGAAAUUGCACUGCAGCAAAAUGAAAUCAUGAAUGCUUUUUUUGAUGACUGGAAGGCCCUAGCAGAAGAUGAAUGCAGUUCUGGUGGCAAGCCAGACGUUUAUCUUGGAGCAUACCGGUCAUUUACAGGUCUGCGCUAUCUCAAGGACAGAAUUAUUAGCUGUGUUUGCUGGCAUCCAACCAUUUAUGGAAUUAUAGCAGUGUCAGCAAGACAGCAGCUCCCUGAUGAAGAGCAAGCUAACCUUUCUGAUAAAUCAUUGCUGCAGCAGACAGUAAUAGUUUUUUGGAGUUUUUUUGACCCUCUCCACCCUCAGUUAAUGUUGGAAUGUCCUGAAGAUAUUCACUGCUUUCAGUUCAGUCCAAGUGAUCCAAAUGUCAUUGCUGGUGGCUGCAUCAAUGGACAGGUUGUACUGUUGGAUAUUUCUCAACAUGAACAAAAGCUGCAAAAUGCCCAAACUGAUGCUGAUGGAAUCAAGAUAACAGCUGUUAAUAUGCCAUCACCUAUGCAAGUCGAGCAAAGUAGCACAGAGCCACCCCUAGUGAGAUACUGUGCAGUCUCUUCCAUACAACACAGUCAUAAAAAGCCAGUAACAGACAUAUAUUGGCUGCCAGAUUAUUCUAAGGACAACCAAAUGAGCGCUGCUUCAGAAAACAGAGCUGAAAUCUGCGUGCAGCUUGUAACCUGCUCCCCUGAUUGCUCAGUAUUAUUUUGGGAUAUUCCAGCUACCAAGCUUCCUGAACAAACUUCAUGCGAGACAGUAAAACAGGAGGGAGGUUUUUAUAUCCCUUGUGAUGUUCCAGCUACUAAGCCACUGGAUCUCUGCUGGAAACCUCUCAUAAAGAUAAAUCUGGGUGAAAGUGAUUCCAACACAGAAUGUGGUCCUGUCAGAAUUAGUUUAAGGGAGCUGCAUUAUCACUACAAAACCUCAGAGAAGGUGCGAUCUCUGCACACACCAGAAGCACCCACCAGAGACAGCUCAUACACAGAGAUGAGCACUUCAAGUAAAAAUCUGAAAGUGCUAGAAAAUAUCUCCACCAGCUUCUUCAUUGGAACUGAAGAUGGAGAAAUUGUUCACUCUGACUGGAAAAUAGAAAUUGAUAAUGACACAGCAAAACCUGUUAGUCAGGAGCACAGUCAGAAAUACACCAUCCACACUGAAACUAUCAACACUCUCCAGAGAUCUCCGUUUUUUCAAGACAUAGUUCUAAGCAUUGGAGGCCGGAAUUUUGCCAUUUGGAAAGAAAGGGAUACAUACAGACCAAUCCUUCAGUGGAGCUGCUCUGCAGGAAGAUACACUGCAGGACACUGGUCCUUAACAAGACCAGGAGUUUUCUUCAUUGCCAGAAAUGAUGGAAAUAUAGAUAUAUGGGACUUACUGAAGAAAACUCAUGAGCCAUCUCAUACCCAGAACAUCUCCACAUCACGGAUCACUUGCAUCAGCCCCUGGAUUGCCUCACCAAAGCAAAAUUUUUUAGCUGUUUCUGAUGACCUUGGAGCACUGCACGUUUUGGAAAUCUGUCAGACACUAAGUCACCCUUCCAGCAAUGAGGAGGCCAAUGUACUUGAUUUUUUUGAAAGAGAAGUCAAAUAUCUGAAGUACUGUGAAGAAAAGUCUCAAGCCAAAAGGGAACUGAAAUGGAGCUGGAGGCAAAGACAGAGGAAACAAGUGUGACUACAGAGAUGAAGGAACAAGAAAAUACAGACUAUACUAAAGUCAAGGGAGAAGAAAUACUUUCCUCACCAGAUGUGU
Molecule: messenger RNA, 2764 nt
Organism: Colius striatus (speckled mousebird)
Lineage: Eukaryota; Metazoa; Chordata; Aves; Coliiformes; Coliidae
Gene: DNAI3
Product: dynein axonemal intermediate chain 3
Exons: 23
Coding region: 95-2686 (863 amino acids)
Biological process (GO): cilium movement involved in cell motility; inner dynein arm assembly
Cellular component (GO): inner dynein arm
Molecular function (GO): dynein light chain binding; dynein heavy chain binding
Source: RefSeq, a predicted model, not a curated record